AACAAAUACUACAAGUCCCACAAAGCGAUAGUGUGGCCUCUGAUUGGAGGCGAUUGUAGCCAAUCAAAGCGCUCAGCAGUACUGAUGCGAUAAGAGCAUCUUCCAUCAUGGCGGUGGUAUUCAAGGGAGUUCCAUUCAACCUGCUGUUUGCAUCCAUAUUGUUAAUUCUGCUGCUAUGUCUUCAGUCUGGAGGAGGUCAGAAGAAAAAAGAGAACAUGCUGGCAGAGAAGGUGGAGCAAAUGAUGGAGUGGAGUUCCCGGCGUUCCGUGAUCCGUAUGAACGGGGAUAAGUUCCGGCGGUUUGUCAAGGCUCCACCCCGGAACUAUUCCGUCAUUGUGAUGUUCACCGCACUACAACCCCAGAGACAAUGUUCUGUCUGCAGUUCCAUCCCCUCUCUUCCCCUCUUAUGCUUUCUGCUCAUUUUCUCAUAUGUUCUGCCUUUUCUUCCUCUUCUCUCUCCUCUCCUCCAGCUGAACAUGAACUCUGCCCCCACCUUCAUGCAUUUCCCAGCCAAAGGGAAGCCGAAGAGAGCAGACACCUUUGACCUUCAGCGGAUUGGCUUUGCCUCUGAGCAACUGGCCAAGUGGAUCGCAGAUCGUACUGAUGUGCAGAUUCGUGUCUUCCGGCCACCCAACUAUUCGGGUACAAUCGCUCUGGCUCUGCUGGUGUCUCUUGUCGGUGGGCUCCUCUAUCUGCGCAGAAACAACUUGGAGUUCAUCUACAACAAGACUGGCUGGGCCAUGGCCGCACUGUGCGUGGUGUUUGCCAUGACUUCAGGUCAGAUGUGGAAUCAUAUUCGUGGUCCUCCAUAUGCCCACAAGAACCCUCAAAAUGGUCAGGUGAGUUAUAUCCACGGCAGCAGUCAAGCACAGUUUGUGGCUGAAUCUCACAUUAUUCUUCUGUUGAAUGCAGCCAUCACCAUGGGAAUGGUCCUUCUGAAUGAAGCCGCCACCUCUAAGGGAGACGUGGGCAAACGAAGGAUUAUCUGUCUUGUUGGACUUGGUUUAGUGGUGUUCUUCUUUAGCUUUCUUCUGUCCAUCUUCAGAUCAAAAUAUCAUGGUUAUCCUUACAGCUUCCUGAUUAAAUAAGAUCAUGUCGUGGAAGAAAUAAGCUGCCAUUCUUCUGGGGCUUUGUGUAUGAAUUCAGUUUGACUGUAACGCACUGCAUGUGUGACCUAAGAUAAAUAAACUAAACUAUU
Messenger RNA from Sinocyclocheilus rhinocerous, 1198 nucleotides. RefSeq names its product tumor suppressor candidate 3-like. The record is from RefSeq and is a predicted model, not a curated record. The coding region runs from base 108 to 1088 and encodes 326 amino acids. The transcript is spliced from 9 exons. Lineage: Eukaryota; Metazoa; Chordata; Actinopteri; Cypriniformes; Cyprinidae. Gene Ontology annotation, cellular component: oligosaccharyltransferase complex.